Molecule: messenger RNA, 2321 nt
Organism: Serinus canaria (Common canary)
Lineage: Eukaryota; Metazoa; Chordata; Aves; Passeriformes; Fringillidae
Gene: LRRC17
Product: leucine rich repeat containing 17
Exons: 6
Coding region: 482-1798 (438 amino acids)
Cellular component (GO): plasma membrane
Molecular function (GO): protein binding
Source: RefSeq, a predicted model, not a curated record
UCUAGAGGCAGAUCCCUACAGCUCAUGAUGACACCUCUAAACAAUCAGGAAUGAUGCUUUCGGAAAACAGAGCAAAUUAUUGGCAUUUUGAAAAAGUUACUCAGAGGAUGCUGCCAGUCAUAUAAAGGAUCCUCUGCUUCACAUUAUGAAAGAAAGACGUGAAUUACAAACCUGAAUUCAACCUGGAAUUUCCAAACAGAUGAUCUUGUGACAGCCUUUGCAAGAGUCCAGUUAUCAGGCAAAAGGACCAUCGAGACAACUGGAAAUUCAAUACCAGCCAACUCUAAAGAGGAAAGUUUGUGCUUUUGAAAUAUAUUCCUGCAACAAAGGAUUUGAGAGAGGAGAUAUAUCAGUAAAAAAAGGGAUCCCACACAAACCCAGCUGUGCCUCCUCAGAUCUGUACAACACUGAUUCAGACUAUCCAAAAAUUUCAAGUGUUCCAGCUGUCACAGAAAAGAACUGGGGCCAGCUGAAUGUCAGGAUGCAAGUAGUUACUAUUAUAUUACUACUUCUUCUUUGUAAUGCAUCUGACUGUAGGAGGACAAGGAAUAGGAGUUUGAGAAACAAUGAAAGGGAAAACAUCUUAAGGAGAGCAUCUAGCACUGUUAAGCGCAAUGCCCAAGGCCUAACAUGUGAUAUUUACACUUAUCUUCAUGAGAAAUACUUAGACUGUCAGGAAAGAAAAUUGGUUUUUGUGGCACCUGAUUGGCCAGAGGAUUUAAAACACAUGCUGCUAGCAAGAAACAGAAUUCGUAAAUUAAAGAAUAAUAUGUUUUCUAAGUAUAAAGUACUGAAAAGUCUGGAUUUACAACAGAAUGACAUAUCAAAAAUUGAGAGCGAGGCUUUUUAUGGUUUGGAUAAACUUACCACGCUCUUACUUCAGCAUAACCAAAUUAAGACUUUAUCUGAGGAGAUUUUUAUUUAUACGCCCAGUCUAAACUACCUUCGUCUCUAUGACAAUCCCUGGCAUUGCAGCUGUGAACUAGAAACUCUUGUUACAAUGCUACAGGUUCCAACAAACAGGAAUUUGGGAAAUUAUGCCAAAUGUGUGCACCCAGUAGAACUGAAAAAUCAGAAGUUAAAGCAGAUAAAAGCUGAUCAGCUAUGUAGUGAAGAGGACAGGCAGGAUCCCAAAAACAUAAAACGGGAGAAGCCUGAACCUGCCAAACCAGAAUUUGAUUCCUCUUUGUGCCACAUGUAUGUGUUUCCUGUGACAACUCUGAACUGCAGAAGAAAAGAUUUAAAGAAAGUUCCAGGUAACAUACCUCCAGAUAUAGCUAAACUUGAUUUGUCCAACAACAAAAUUAGACAGCUACGACCCAAGGAGUUUGAAGAUGUCAGUGAACUGAAGAUAUUAAAUCUAAACAGUAAUGGAAUAGCAUACAUUGAUCCUGCUGCUUUUUCAGGCCUCAAUAACUUAGAGGAGCUGGAUCUAUCAAACAACAGCUUGCAGAAUUUUGAAUAUGGAGUACUGGAAGAUCUUUACUUUCUGAAAAUACUGUGGCUGAGGGAGAAUCCUUGGAGAUGUGAUUACAACAUACAUUAUCUUUUCUACUGGCUGAAGCAUCACUACAACGUUCACUACAAUGGCCUAGAAUGCAAGAUGCCUGAGGAAUACAAAGGAUGGUCUGUUGGAAAAUAUGUUCGAAGUUAUUAUGAGGAAUGCCCAAAAGACAAGCUUCCUGUUUAUCCAGAAACUUUUGAUCUGGACAAAGAUGAUGAGGAAUGGGAACGACACAAAGAGCAAACAGUUCAGACAGUAAAGAAGCAUGGUGUAAUUGUCACUGUGAUAGGCUAAUAAGGGAACCAUUUCCCUCAGUAGGUUUAAAUAUCUGAUACUUUGAGAAAGAAAAACAAAAAAGCUGUUUACAUUUGUUCUAAUUAUUCUGUUGGUUUGUAGGACUAUCUGUCUACAAAGAUGUCUGUAUUUUGCUAAUAAUAACUACAGAAUGACAUUAGUUCAACAGCAUCCUUCACCUAGUAAUUGUUUUUGACAAUUUGUUCUGGACACUCUUGCUAAAUACUUUGGCCAAUAUUUGAAACUAUACAGAAAAAAUCGAUAGACACAAAUGUACAUAAUAUGGAGGAAAGAAGCUGUUGUAUGUAUGAACACCGUUUAUGUUCACACAGAAAUUACUGCAGGAUUGUGACCAAGAUCCAUUUUCCUUGAAUGUAUUGACAGUUCUUUGUAUCUAUCAGUUUCCUGAAAUAUUCCCAGAAAACGUUUCUAAGAUUUUUAUAUCGACUUCCUGUUUUUUUAUUGUAGACCAAAAAAACCAAACUUAAUAUUAACCUUAAAUACAAUUCUAGAAAAAGAGGAA